AGCCACUGUGGCUCAGGCAGGGCAAAUCCGAGCACGGCAGCUCGGGUUGGGCUUGUCGAUGCGAUGGCCCGGAUAGCUCAAGUGCUCUCCGCAUUGGUGCUCCUUGCUACCGUGGUGCUGCUCAGCCCAACGGCCAGGUCGAAGCUGGGGACCUCUCGAGAUCCCCUCGUGCCCUCGAGCGACACUGCAGCAGCGAGGAUGCGCGACGUGGAGACCGGGCACCACCACCACUCCCAGACCCCUCUGCCUGAGCUGAGUCCACCCCCUGUGGCGUCGGGGCGUCUGCAGGAGGCCCCUCGGUCCGCUCCGGCGCCCCGCUUGCAGGGCGCGGGCGCUACAGGCCCAACUGAGCGGAGGGGUCACGGCCCGCGGGGGACGGGCAGCGCCCAGAGCGGGAGGGCCACUGUGGCCAGCACGGAGGGGACCAGAGCGGACAACAUCACGACCAGUAGUCUGACCAUGACCAGUGCUACCGUAACCCUGACGAGCACCACCGGGACCAGCACGACCACCAUGACGACUUUCAGUGUGACCAGUACCACCACGGCGAGCCGCACUACACUCACCAGCGUUACCGCGACCAGCACAAUCUCACUGACCACCGACGCAGGUACUGAUUCCAAGACAAGCAAAACCGCCACCCUGACAAGCACCACCGAGACCAGCACGACCACCAUGACGACUUUCAGUGUGACCAGUACCACCACUGCGAGCCGCACUACACUCACCAGCGUUACCGCGACCAGCACAAUCUCAAUGACCACCGACGCAAGUACUGAUUCCAAGACAAGCACAACCGCCACCCUGACAAGCAUCACCGGGACCAGCACAACCACACUGACGACUGUUACUAUGACCAGUACCAGCACUACCACUGACACAACCGCCUCAUCCACGACAAGCACCAUGACCAGUACCAUCACCCUGACAACACGCACCACCGCGACUGGCACAGCCGCCAUCACUAGCACAUCAACCCUGACAAGCAUUAGCAUGACCAGCACAGCCACCAUGACCACUUUUAGCAUGACCAGUGCUUCCAUGACCAGUACAAGCACUGUAAGCAAAACCACGGUCACCGUGACCAGUGUCACUACGAGCGAUACCACGACCACUAUAAGCAGUACAUCUGUUACCACAACCACGAUGAGCAGUACAAGCACUGUAAGCAAUACCACGGUCACCGUGACCAGUGUCACGAGUACUACGAGCGAUACCACGACCACAAUGAGCAGCACAACCGUGUCAACAACCACUGUGAGCAGUACAACGGUAAGCUCUACCACUAUGACCAGUACCAGCACCACCACGCCCCUGUACGUUGUAUUGAGCUCCAUGCAAUUUGGCAGCACUGGCACGCAGGACGCGGUUGCAAAUGCGGCGACGCUUCAUUUGAUGGAGUAUUUCGGCGUAGUUGAGGAGCAGGUACUUGUCAAUGUCGCCGAACUUGCUUCCGGAUCCUUGGGCCGGACAGUCUUCGGCUCGUGGGAUGUCGCUUUUGAGAUCACGGCCCCCAUAGCUGAUGCGACGCAGGUCUUAGAGAUGACAGCUGCUAUUGCAAAUGCUACUGCAAAUUUUACAGACCGUCUGCAAGCAAGCUUUGGAUCGCAAGGCCUGAAUGUAACGACAUCUUCGUUCUACAUUGCAGAGCCUGAAAUCAAGAUAGUUACUGCAACCAGGACAACCGUGAGUGUCACCAUGACGAGCACAACGGCGACCACCACCACCGUCACGAGCAUUAGCAGUGCGACCAGCACCAGUGCGACCAGCUCCAGUACUGGGACCACCAUUACAAAGAGCACCACCACCUCGGGGACCAGCACUUCGACCAGAACCACUGGAACAAUCAGCAUCAGUGCGUCCAGUACCAGUACCAGGACCACCACCACCAUCACUGAGAGCAGCAUCACCACCGGGACCAGCACUGCGACUGGAACCUCUCCGACGAGUUCCAUAACGUCCCAAACUGGCGUGACCAGCACCACUAGCUUGACCACUGCCACCAGCAGCAUCAGUGCGUCCAGUAUCAGUGCCAGUGCCACCACCAUCACUGAGAGCAGCAUCACCACCGGGACCAGCACUGCGACUGGAACCUCUCCGACGAGUACCAUAACGUCCCAAACUGGCGUGACCAGCACCACUAGCUUGACCACUGCCACCAGCAGCAUCAGUGCGUCCAGUAUCAGUGCCAGUGCCACCACCAUCACUGAGAGCAGCAUCACCACCGGGACCAGCACUGCGACUGGAACCUCUCCGACGAGUACCAUAACGUCCCAAACUGGCGUGACCAGCAUCACUAGCUUGACCACUGCCACCAGCAGCAUCAGUGCGUCCAGUAUCAGUGCCAGUGCCACCACCAUCACUGAGAGCAGCAUCACCACCGGGACCAGCACUGCGACUGGAACCUCUCCGACGAGUACCAUAACGUCCCAAACUGGCGUGACCAGCAUCACUAGCUUGACCACUGCCACCAGCAGCAUCAGCACCAGUGAGACAAGUACAAGUACCAUCGAGUAUUCUGGGACCGGAACUAUCAAUAUGACCGGGACCAUUCCGACGAGUGCUACCAUGACUGGCUCCACUACCAGUACGGCCUCAUUCGUGACCAUGUCCAGCACUGCCGUUUUGACUAGUACGAUUACUGUUGACACUACUUUCGCUGCAACGACGACCCAGACGAGCACCACUACGCCGCUUUAUGUGAUGAGCAGCUCUAUCACCUUCAAUGCUGCAGGCACGCAGGAGCAGGUUGCAAGUGUGGUAACUGCUGUUCUGCUUGACCAGUACAGCUUGGAAGAGGACCAACUGACUGUAGAUGUCACGCUGUCUCGUCGUCUCGUGACCCGUCAGCUUUCAAGCUCAGAUCCGACUGCAUGGCAGGUCGAUUUUGAGAUCACGGCAAAUAAGGAUGUCGUCAAUGAUGCAGUUGACAUUGCUGCCAGUCAGGCGAGUGGCACUGGCGAUGCACUUUCCUCUUUUACGUCUGCACUUGACGCGGCCUUCGAAGCAGUCGGUGUAACGCUGGAUGUUUCAUCAGUUGUGAUAUCUCAGCCAGUGGUAAAUAUCGUGAUCCCUGCCACGACAACCGGACCCCAUACAUCCACGACGCUGGCAGUGGUGACCCCGCUGGCACUGGAGGAGGAGACGGAGGCGUCCUCGACUAUUAUCGUAAUCGUCAUAAUUUCUGCUGUUGUUGUUUUGGUGAUGCUGGCGGUGCUCUUAUUCUAUUUCAUGCGCUGCUAUGGGGGCGCGCUUGGUGUGGGGGAUCCGCCUGCAAACGAAGACAACAAUGUUGAAGCUGCCGAGUCCAACAAUGUCGGUGAGGGACGGUACUCUCCUGAGCCUGUGGCGGUGAUCUAGCGCGUCUCCGAGGUCGCGGCCUGGCCGAUGGAUUCACGAGGCUACUCGGCUCACACAAGCAUGUACAAUUAUGCAAAGUGCAGCUCGGCUCAGAGAGGCCUCAAGCUGUGUGCUGCCCCAUGAUGCCUUUCCUUGCGCAGGCUCGAGAGCAGGUUAUUCCCUCUCCUUUUUAAGUUUUUUCGUGCCCAGCGUCUCCAGACGCUACUGUUGGCCUUCCGAGCGCAACGACGUCUCGACUUACGAGAGGACACGGGGAACUUGCCAUCCUGCCUGCAUGUCAAGCUCGGCGGUCUGUGCGGCAUUCUCGAUUGAAACUGAAACAAUGUUAGUGCCCGGGAGGUUUCCAGCCUGGCUUGUAAAUACUGGCAACCGGAGGGGGAUGCUCUUCAGAUCCCACAGUCUCUUCAUCAGGCAUACUUGAAGCAGUCUUUGCGCGCCCCUCUGCGUGCUCAAGGCGGUGGCGGACCGCAGCUUAUGGAAUAGCUGCCCGCUUCAUCGAGGUUGUAAGCGACACGCCCUCCAAUAUAUUAUAAUUAGCGCCUGGAUUCUCCCCGAAAGUUUUUCCGGGUUAGUUUUACGCUUCUCAGGCGACUCUAUUUAGGUGCCGGUGUCCGUGGCUGCUGCCUUUUCGGAAAAAGUAUCCCUAGAGAUAGCUUUUUCACCGCCUGGCGAUGACAGGCGUGAUGGGGG
This is a messenger RNA of Prorocentrum cordatum, 4050 nucleotides long. The record is from the annotation of a GenBank genome assembly. Lineage: Eukaryota; Dinophyceae; Prorocentrales; Prorocentraceae.